AUGGAAAUUUAUAAAUUAACCAAUGUACCUGAUACUCUUUACUAUAUACCAAAUUUUAUAACGAUUGAAGAAGAAGAAUAUCUAUUGUCAUGUGUUAAUAAUGUACCUCGUACACGUUGGGUUCAAUUGCGUAAUCGUCGUUUACAAAAUUGGGGUGGACAACCACAUGCUAAAGGAAUGAUUCAAACUGAAUCAUUACCGAAAUGGUUAGAACCAUAUACUGAACGAAUUCUUAAACUCGGAAAUCAAACAAUAUUUCCUGAUAAUAUAUUUCAAUUUAAUCAUUGUCUAGUAAAUGAAUAUGAAGCAGGUCAAGGUAUUAUGCCACAUACUGAUGGACCUGUUUAUUAUCCGAUUGUUACAACUAUUUCAUUACAAUCACAUACUGUUAUUGAAUUUUACCGUCCGAUUGAUAGUAAUAAUAAAGAGGAUGUUUCAUCAUUUUCUGAUCGUUGUGUUGCUCGAGUUCUUCUUGAACCACGUAGUUUGUUUAUGGUUAAAGAUGAUAUGUAUUCACAUUACUUGCAUGGUAUUGAAGAACGUCAAGAAGAUAUAAUUAAUCGAGAGAAUAUAACUAAUUUUGAUCGAUGUAGUGAUAACAUUAAAGAUAAAGAUGAGCAAAUAUUAAAACGUACAACAAGAAUUUCAUUAACUAUUCGAUGUAUGUUAAUACUUGGACAAUUAAUAUUUCGUCGUUCAUUAUUUACAGUAAAUCUACAAUGUCGUUCUUGUCUAUUUCGUUUAGUAGCAUCUAAAAAAGAACAAUAUCCUAUUCAGUUAUCAUCCAAAUUUCUUGCUCCUCGUACAGAAUAUUCUUUUCAAUGUAAAUCACUCUCAUCGAUAUCAUCCGACCAACAAAAAUCUGAUCGUGUAUGGACAAUACCAAAUAUUCUUACAUUUGCUCGUAUUGGUAUAUCACCAAUACUUGGUUAUUUAAUUAUAAAUCAUCAUUAUUCAAUAUCAUUAUCACUUUUUAUAAUAUCAGGUUUAACUGAUUUAAUUGAUGGAUGGAUUGCACGUCGUUAUCCAUCACAAUCAUCUGCAUUAGGUUCAUUUCUUGAUCCAUUUGCUGAUAAAAUGCUUGUCGGUUUUAUUGUUAUAUCACUUGCUUAUGUUAAUCUUAUACCUUUAUGGCUUCUUGCUUUAAUAUUAAGUCGUGAUGUUGCGAUAAUGUGUGCUGCAGGUUAUCUUCGAGUUAAAUCUGUUCCACCACCAAGAACAUUAAAGAAAAUUUUAAAUAUGAAAAAUGCUACUGUACAACUUUAUCCAACAUUUGUUAGUAAAGUAAACACAGGUGUUCAAAUUGGUCUGUUAGCUUUAUGUAUAGCAGCACCAAUCUUCGAUUAUCAUAACACUGGUUGGAUGUCCGUAAUUUACAUGUUAUCUGCACUUUCAACAGGAGUAUCAUGGCUUUCCUAUGUUGGCAAAAGUGGUCGAUCAACAUUUAAAAUGCUUUCGCAACAAACAAAAUUUCCUCCUCCUCCUUCUUCUUCUUUAUAA
Messenger RNA from Rotaria sp. Silwood2, 1500 nucleotides. NCBI's taxonomy places the organism in Eukaryota, Metazoa, Rotifera, Eurotatoria, Philodinida, Philodinidae. The record is from the annotation of a GenBank genome assembly.